GUGUGUGUGUCUGUGUGUGUGUCUGUGUGUCUGUGCAUCUGUCUGUGUGUCUGUGUGUCUGUGUGUCUGUGUGUCUGUGUGUCUGUGUAUGUAUCUGUGUGUCCGUGCAUCUGUCUGUGUGUCUGUGUGUCUGUGUGUCUGUGUGUCUGUGUGUCUGUGUGUGUGUCUGUGUGUGUGUGUCUGUGUGUGUGUCUGUGUAUGUGUCUGUGUGUGUGUGUGUGUCUGUGUGUGUGUGUGUGUGUGUGUGUGUCUGUCUGUGUGUCUGUGUGUGUGUGUGUCUGUGUGUGUGUCUGUGUGUGUGUGUGUGUCUGUGUGUGUGUGUGUGUGUGUGUGUCUGUCUGUGUGUCUGUGUGUGUGUGUGUCUGUGUGUGUGUGUGUCUGUGUGUCUCUGUGUGUGUGUGUCUGUGUGUGUCUGUGUGUCUGUGUGUGUGUGUGUCUGUGUGUGUGUGUGUCUGUGUGUGUGUGUGUCUGUGUGUCUGUGUGUGUGUGUCUGUGUCUGUGUGUGUCUGUGUGUCUGUGUGUCUGUCUGUGUGUCUGUGUGUCUGUGUGUCUGUGUAUGUGUCUGUGUGUCCGUGCAUGUGUCUGUGUGUCUGUGUGUCUGUGUGUCUGUGUAUGUAUCUGUGUGUCUGUGUGUCUGUGUGUCUGUGUAUGUAUCUGUGUGUCCAUGCAUGUGUCUGUGUGUCUGUGUGUGUGUCUGUGUGUGUGUGCUGUCAUGUGAAAGGAGUGUUCAUAAUCCAGCUGAUCAGAAGGGGCUCCUUUGAAGGCUAUGAUCAAGAAAAUGGACUUAAGCUACAGAACUUUGAUAAGACUCCCACAGCACGAUAG
Molecule: messenger RNA, 825 nt
Organism: Oenanthe melanoleuca
Lineage: Eukaryota; Metazoa; Chordata; Aves; Passeriformes; Muscicapidae
Product: keratin-associated protein 5-1-like
Exons: 2
Source: RefSeq, a predicted model, not a curated record